AUGGAUGUGGAAAAUCAAAAUCCAGAUUCGAGCUUUCCGUUCUGGAAACCCGUUCCUCGCAGGCUCCUACCCGAUUCACCUUUCUUCGCUAUCGGUAACCUCGAACGAGAGCUUCUUGUCAAACAGGUUGCGUUGGAAUUUACAGAAGAGAAGGAACAGAUCGAGAGUUUUAUACAAGAAGAUGAAAGGGAAGUCUUCUGUCCUAUUGUUGGGUGUGGAGCGCGUUUGGCUUCAAUGGAGGACUUUGAAAAUCACUAUAAUGCAAGACAUACUGCAUCCUGUUCUGUGUGUUCUAGAGUCUAUCCAACAUCUCGUUUGCUCAGCAUACAUGUAUCCGAAGCCCAUGAUUCUUUCUUUCAGGCAAAAGUCGCACGUGGCUAUGACAUGUAUGAAUGCUUAGUGGAAGGCUGUGGUUUGAAAUUCAAAAGCUACAAAAGCAGGCAGCAGCAUCUGGUCGACAAGCAUAAAUUCCCGACAUCAUUUGAGUUUUUCAAGAAGGCUCUGCCUUCAAGAAAACAGCGGAUGAAAUCUCAACGCAAAAAACCUUCUCAUAAGGAGGAUACUUCAGGAAUGAUGGAAGUGGAAAAUGCAGCCAUAGAUGACCUUGUUUCAGCAGUCUCUAGAUUGAAUACAUCGGACUCAACUCCUUCCUCUAUCAGCUUUGGUCGCCGCAACACCAAAGGUUUGUCAUUUGUCCCUCGGGCUGUUCAGCAUGGGAGGGGAGCAAACUCGGGUUCAUCCGUAACCAAGAGAUAA
Molecule: messenger RNA, 756 nt
Organism: Lathyrus sativus (Indian pea)
Lineage: Eukaryota; Viridiplantae; Streptophyta; Magnoliopsida; Fabales; Fabaceae
Source: the annotation of a GenBank genome assembly